Messenger RNA from Rasamsonia emersonii CBS 393.64, 840 nucleotides. RefSeq lists its product as uncharacterized. Gene Ontology annotation, cellular component: ESCRT I complex. The transcript is spliced from 2 exons. Gene Ontology annotation, biological process: protein targeting to vacuole; protein targeting to membrane; ubiquitin-dependent protein catabolic process via the multivesicular body sorting pathway. The record is from RefSeq and is a predicted model, not a curated record. Bases 1 to 840 code for a protein of 279 amino acids. NCBI's taxonomy places the organism in Eukaryota, Fungi, Ascomycota, Eurotiomycetes, Eurotiales, Trichocomaceae.
AUGGCGUCAGCCCCGAAUUCAUAUUCCCCUCGCCCGUCGACGUAUUUGGGAGCUGGAGCUGCGCCGAUCCGGAGUCCUGUCCUCGACUCCGAUACUCCUCCGCCGCCUCCACCGAAACCCAGCAGUCAUGAAGCCAGCCGAGGGGGCACUCCACUGCCACGACCUCAGCCAACACAGUCUCAGGAAUAUCAGUCCGACCUGCGAGACCAGUCUUCCGGAGCGAAUGCGGUGACUGAUGCGGAGAAGAAUCAGAAUCCUUCAUACUACAGCCCCGAUGGCCAGCAAGCCCCACUGCCUGAGCCUCCAAGCAUCGAGGACGAAUGGCUGCCGGAUAUCGUGAAGGAUAAAUCAACCGUCGAGUUACAAUCCGUCUUGUCGAACCCGUCCCUCAUUUCCGCCCUGUCGACCCUCCACCCAUCCUACGCCGCCUGGCAGCAGCAUCUGCAGUCCCUUCUCGAAUCGAACAAGGCUCUCGCCCGGCACGUGCUGGACCUCGAGUCGCGCGUCGCGAACCUGCGCGCGUCGACGGAGUCGCUCCUCCUGACGCACCAGUCUCUCGAGGUGUCCUGGCGCAAAAAGCAGGCCGAAAUGGAUGCUGCGCUGGCGCCGUGGUCACCGAAGGCGCUGUAUCAGCGUCUCUCCGCUGCAGUCGCGGAGCAGGAGGCCGUCUGUCAUGCUGUCGAGGAGAGUUUCCUGGAAGGAGACCAUCAGCAGGGGCGGGCGAGUGAUCGCGAAGUGGCGGAUUGGGUCCGGAGGGUCCGAACGGAGGCUGCGAAGCUCGAGGCGCGGAGAGAGGCCAGGGCGAGAUGGGACGAGGGGAGGGUUGGUGGUUGGAGAUAG